Molecule: messenger RNA, 1091 nt
Organism: Pogonomyrmex barbatus (red harvester ant)
Lineage: Eukaryota; Metazoa; Arthropoda; Insecta; Hymenoptera; Formicidae
Product: juvenile hormone acid O-methyltransferase-like
Molecular function (GO): S-adenosylmethionine-dependent methyltransferase activity
Source: RefSeq, a predicted model, not a curated record
AUAUAUAGCACAAAGAUACGUAAACUCAUUUUUAAGAUUGAAAUGUUGCAAAUGCUUCUAAUAUUUCUUAAAAUAAACUUAAUCUUCUAUUUAAUAUUGCGACCUGUCAAUGGAAACAGUAUCAAAUCUUUUGUUAAUCCAUCGAUGUAUGUCGAAAAUAAUAAAUUGCAAAAAGAAAAGGCAUUGGCUCUUAUUAACGAAUUUAGCGAAAAUUUAAAAAAUAUAUCUGGUAAAUGCAUGGAUGUAGGUUGUGGUCCGGGAGAUGUAACAAAAAAUAUUUUUUUGCCGGCACUUAAUUCAAAUGCGGUAGUAAUCGGUACAGAUAUUUCGGAAAGUAUGAUUGAAUAUGCAAAUAGAAUGUCUAGUGUGAAAAAUCGACUCAAAUAUGAAGUAUUAAAUAUAGAAACUAAACAAUUACCCAACCAGUACAUUUCAGAAUUUGAUCACAUAAUCUCACUGCACAGUUUGCAUUGGUGCAACGAUAUUCGACAAGCGUUUAAGAAUAUUUAUCGUAUGCUUCGAUCUAAUGGAACAAUGCUUGUACUUUUUGCGGCAACGGAAGACAUUUUUAAAAUUCUUGACAUUAUGGCACAAGAUAAAGAUUAUGCACCAUACAUGUCGGAUAUAAAAAAAUAUACCUGGCCAUUUCAAGACUCAGUCAACCCUCGCAGUGAAUUAAAAGAAUUACUCGAAGAAAUCGGAUUUACAAUUAUUCAUUGCAGUCUUCGAGAAACACACUUUGUCGCUGACAAUCCGGACCAGUUUUUAUCUAGUAUUAUAUCCUUCCUCGAAUUUAUUAAUAAAAUGCCAUGGGACCGAAAAGAAAAAUUCAAGAAAGACCUCAAACAAAAAUAUUCAGAAAUGAACAGCUGUAAACAAAAUAAUGACACAAUUAUAUUAGAUCUGUACAAUGUAUUAAUAGCUUUUGCACAAAAACGUAUACCAUGAUUAUAUGUAAUCUAUUAAUUGCUUAUAUUUAUAACUUAAUUUCUAUUUGUGAAAUUUAUAAUUAUCUGUUUAUUUUAUAUCAUAAACAAUCCAUAAACAAUUUAAUAGAUGUACAUUUGUAUAAUAAAUAUUUUUAAAUUUUA